Messenger RNA from Aplosporella prunicola CBS 121167, 786 nucleotides. RefSeq lists its product as uncharacterized. The record is from RefSeq and is a predicted model, not a curated record. The coding region runs from base 1 to 786 and encodes 261 amino acids. Lineage: Eukaryota; Fungi; Ascomycota; Dothideomycetes; Botryosphaeriales; Aplosporellaceae. The transcript has 2 exons.
AUGUCCGGAGUUGAAGCAAUAGGUGUCAUUGCCAGCGCAUCGCAAAUAUCAUCCUACAUUCUGAACAUCAUUUUACAAAUCAACACCAUCCGGACCGAGCUACGAGACGCACCAGAUCGCAUCAAACAGCAAGAUAAAGACUUGUCUAUUUUGCUUUCGACCAUAAAAACGAUCCAAAGCGUUGAGCUUCCACGUGAAGAAGAGUUUCAGGAUUACAUAUUAAGUGUACAAAAGAACGUUACAGACCUGCGUCGCACUCUUGAAAAGAACCACGAUCGUUUGGAAAAGACAUCCCUCGUACGAUUCUGGACAGCCAUUAAGGCAAUAAAAGCAGAGGAUCAGAUACUAAAAAAGUUUGGGAGCCUCGAGAUUGCCAAAAGUAAUCUGAGUCUCUACUUGCAAACAAAAAUGAGCUCUAAAAACCAUUCUGAGACCAAACGAAUCUCGUCCAGCGAGUAUACUUCACAGGAAAGCCCUUCCCAAGCGCUCAUCGAGAAAGCAGGCGAGAGCUUAGUCCCCCACAAUUCUCGAGAGACAAACCUGGUCCAAGGAACUCAAGACAGUCGCCAAAACGGAUCCGCGAGUAAAGCUUCUCCGGUGUCAAAUCCUACAGGGAGUGGCAUUUCCAACACCUUCAAUGGGUGUGGGAUAAAGGGCAAUCGCAACAGAUCUGAGCUGGGAAAUGUCCGUUCGAGCCAGUCUGUAUCCAACAGUUACACAGAUGCGCCGGUUGAAGGAGACGAUAACAGGCUGAUACAUGGCAACAUUGAUAACAAGGUGUCGUAG